AUGGCUCUCGGAAGGCGGCUGAUCGCUGCGACUCCGGUGGUGCUGCUCUGGCUUUUGGCCGCCGCUUCCGUUUCUUCCGCCGCAGAUUAUUAUGAGUUUCCCGACGACCAAAAUUACGGGGGAGCGGGGGAUAACGGAAUCCCUAUUUAUGAGAAACCGCUCCCGUCGUACGGCCGUGAAGUGGCGGCGCCGCUCCUUAUCGCCGUUGAAGGAGUUGUUUCUUGUAAAAAUAACACUCAGUAUCAUCCUCUUAAAGGUGUGGUAGCGAGAAUCACAUGCAUGGGGUUGAACGAGAAGGGCAACGAAAUGGCUCCUUUUUCGUUCUCGAGCUUCCCAAGCGACGAGCAUGGGUACUUCUUAGCCACAUUGUCAGCAUCCAAGCUGAAGGGGAAGGCCAAAGUGACAGAGUGCAAAGCCUUCCUUCCACCAUCUUCGCCAUGUGAGGGCUGCAAAUACCUUACCAACGUUAACAAUGGCGUUCUUGGAGCUCUCUUUCGUUCUUUUCGCAUUCUCACUCACAGGAACAUGAAGUUGUACUCUGUUGGACCUUUCUUAUAUUCCUCACAGCUCAAUCCCUUAAUUUCUUCUCCUUGA
Molecule: messenger RNA, 594 nt
Organism: Cucurbita pepo subsp. pepo (vegetable marrow)
Lineage: Eukaryota; Viridiplantae; Streptophyta; Magnoliopsida; Cucurbitales; Cucurbitaceae
Source: RefSeq, a predicted model, not a curated record